Asterias rubens (European starfish) is the source of this 1080-nucleotide messenger RNA. RefSeq names its product NADH-quinone oxidoreductase subunit B-like. NCBI's taxonomy places the organism in Eukaryota, Metazoa, Echinodermata, Asteroidea, Forcipulatida, Asteriidae. Bases 16 to 714 code for a protein of 232 amino acids. Gene Ontology annotation, molecular function: NADH dehydrogenase (ubiquinone) activity; quinone binding; 4 iron, 4 sulfur cluster binding. Gene Ontology annotation, biological process: electron transport coupled proton transport; aerobic respiration; mitochondrial respiratory chain complex I assembly. The transcript has 6 exons. The record is from RefSeq and is a predicted model, not a curated record.
AUCAACCUCGACAAAAUGGCGCUGUUCGCUGGACAAGUGUGUAGCAACAUGCUGAAGAUGAGCCGCCUUGGGUUGCUCCCUAUGCGGCACUUACCUGCAGCUUCAACAUGUAUGAGAACCCUACAUGAACAGACGUUAUCCACAACGGCACAGUCCAACCAAGUCACACCCAACACGAACCUAAGCUUGGUGCCAUAUCGGCAGAAGAGCUCGGCCCCAGUCCCAGUUGCUGCCCCCAAAGACAGUAAAGCUGAGUUUGUCGUUGCCAGAAUGGAUGACCUUAUUAACUGGGCAAGAAGGAGUUCCCUAUGGCCGAUGUUGUUUGGGUUAGCCUGCUGCGCUGUAGAGAUGAUGCACAUGGCGGCACCACGCUACGACAUGGAUCGCUUCGGCGUGGUGUUUCGUGCGAGUCCCCGCCAGGCUGAUGUCAUGAUUGUUGCCGGGACUCUGACAAACAAGAUGGCGCCUGCUCUGAGGAAGGUUUAUGAUCAGAUGCCGGAGCCAAGAUGGGUGAUUUCAAUGGGAAGCUGUGCAAAUGGAGGAGGUUACUAUCAUUAUUCAUACGCUGUGGUCAGAGGAUGCGAUAGGAUUGUUCCUGUGGAUAUAUAUGUGCCAGGGUGUCCACCCACUGCCGAGGCACUUCUCUAUGGCGUUCUUCAGCUACAGAAGAAGAUCAGGCGAGCUCAGAACAUCACAAUGUGGUACCGCAGAUAAGCUAUAAACGUCAUCGUGCAGACAUCUUGGUCAUGUUCCUUCUGUUUUUUUAGUAAUAAAUAUUGGAGUUGAUUUCUUAAAGUGCUAAGAUUUGUCAUGAGACGAGUUGUCAUAGCAGAACCCUUGCAUUGGCCACAUCAUAAAUGAAUUGUGCACAAAUGAAAAGCUAUCAUUUUCCCCGAGUCCUGCUAAGCACGAGCACAAUUCCAUAAGCCAUUUUGAGAUAUAUUGGACACAAUACUACAACACUGUAGGGUCUGGGUUAAUCUGUCUGUAUACAACAUAGAGUUGUAUAAGAACUAGAGGGCGCACUGGUGAUGCUGCUUGCACAAACGCGACGGGACCGCAAGGAGACACGCACGCCGU